Messenger RNA from Anopheles arabiensis, 2966 nucleotides. Its product is annotated as pH-sensitive chloride channel 2. Gene Ontology annotation, molecular function: transmembrane signaling receptor activity; chloride channel activity; extracellular ligand-gated monoatomic ion channel activity. Gene Ontology annotation, cellular component: neuron projection; synapse; membrane. The record is from RefSeq and is a predicted model, not a curated record. Gene Ontology annotation, biological process: signal transduction; chloride transmembrane transport; regulation of membrane potential. Lineage: Eukaryota; Metazoa; Arthropoda; Insecta; Diptera; Culicidae. The transcript is spliced from 7 exons. The coding region runs from base 775 to 2628 and encodes 617 amino acids.
GUUGCUCGCCGCUCGCGGACGAACAGUAAGAAAAGCAAAGGCUCCGCGCAACGAGCACGCCAAACCCAAUCCGGACGCCAAACGAUCACGUGCAGACCCGUGCGCAGAACGCAGCAGCAGCCCACGUUUUCCUGUUUCCGAGUUUUCCUACUCCGCCGUUCCGUUCCGUUGUUACGCUGUCUCUCCUCAAGUGGUAGUGGUUGGUUUAAACGUUAUUUUAGUGGCAGAAAAUAAAAGCAAAGUUUAAUUUUUUGUAAAAGUAAAAGUGCAGUGGCUUUGUGCUUUGUGGGAAAAGAAAAAGGCAUCACACGGCUCCAACGCGUGCUCCACAGUGUACUUCAAAGCAAUAGACGUCUAGGAGACGAUUGUGUGUGUGUGUGCGUGUUUGUGUGCUGCGUACGCGAUCUCCAUCCAGUGUGUGCUGGGUGCGUUUCGCGAGCAUCAGCAAGGUCAAAAGGUUCUGGAAGGAUCGACAGAUCCAAGGAGUGGAGCGAUGAUCGAUUAACGCUCUCAAAGGGCGCGUGUGUUUGUGUGUGUGUGUGAGGGAAAAAAGCACGAUCAAUUGCUUGGGCCCGGUAGACGCACCCAAAUCCGAUCGAUGUAGUCCCUUCCUUGGGCAUCCUUGACGCAUCCGUUUCCCAAUCUGUGUUCCCAGCGCCUCCCGCGUUGUGCAAGCCCAGUGCAUAAGUAGUCAAGCGUGAACACACGAAUCCUCCUUAUCGGGGUGUUGCUUUAUUAGUCGCUGCAGUACCUAAGAUAAGGCGUUUGUAAAAGAUGCAUUCGCAGGGAGCCGCCGCGUACGUGUUUCUCCAGUGCCUGGUCGCUUUGGUUGCGGCCGUGAUAGCGCAGAGCGGUGCCGAUCAGCCGCCCACGACAAUGGUAGAGGUGACGGCACACGGCAGCGUCAGCAUGACGCCACCGACACCACGGUCACCGUUGCUGAACGAGACGGAGCUGGUGGAGCUGAACCAGCCCGGCAGUACGGCGGUGUUCGUCGCCCUACCGACCAACCCACCAACCGUUUCGGUCGACAGUUCCAGCACCACGACGGUGGCUUCCACCCAGGAACCGACGUCCACCACCGAACGGACCAUGUCGCCGGAGGAGAUACAGAAGCUGCUGCUGCCGCCGGCCACGGUUGAGGCGGACAUCUUGCACGUGAAUGCAACGGACGACAAUCGGCCAGAUGCCAAGUCCAGCGGCAAAGACUCUGAGUGUCCCACGUUAGAAGGAGCGGACCAUCUUUCACAGACGCAACUUCUGACGCGAUUAACACACGUCUGUCGGUAUGAUCGGCUAGAGCGUCCCAAGCGAGAAUCCAUCAACGGUACAAACGGCCCGGUAAAGGUGUACGCCCGCGCCUACAUCUAUUUUAUGCAAAAUUUAGAAGCACACGAUUUGCAAUUUAAGAUACACGCACUGCUCCAGUUCCGCUACGUCGAUCCGCGGCUGGUGUUCCGGGAGGUGGCACCGAACCGAACGAAACCGAUCAUGGGCGAACAGUCGCUGCGUGAUCUGCUCUGGGUGCCGCACGUCUUCCUCGCGAACGAGCGCAGCUCCGACAUACUGGGCACGGCCGAGAAGGACAUCCUUACCUCGAUCUCACCCGACGGUACGGUGAUCGUAUCGACGCGCAUCAGCGCCACCCUGUACUGUUGGAUGAAUCUGCAAAAGUUCCCGUUCGACGAGCAGCACUGUUCCACCGUGUUGGAGAGCUGGAUGUACAACGAGGACGAUUUGGUGCUACUCUGGGAGCACAAGUCGCCUGUAACGCUGGCCCCGGAGCUGCAUCUUACGGAGUACGUGCUGCUGGAGAUGUUCACCAACGAGACGGUUAUCAAUGCGGAUCUGAGUGAUCUUCGCCAUGGUGCUUUCGCUGGUAACUACAGCUCGCUCAGCUUCACCGUACAUCUGGCGCGCGAGAUGGGCUUCUACAUGAUGGACUACUUCAUCCCCUCGAUCAUGUUGGUCGCUAUCUCGUGGGUCACCUUCUGGCUGCAGGCGGAUCAGUCUGCGCCCCGCAUUACGCUCGGCACUAGCACCAUGCUAACGUUUAUUACGCUAGCUUCCGCCCAGGGCAAAACGCUCCCGAAGGUCAGCUACAUUAAGGCGUCCGAGAUCUGGUUCCUCGGCUGUACCGGGUUCAUCUUUGGCAGUUUGGUUGAGUUCGCCUUCGUCAAUACGAUCUGGCGCCGGAAGCGCAACGUGGAGGUGAAGAAGGUUAACAGUAAGCACGUGCUCAAGCAGGCCAUCACACCGCGGCCGGCGCGCAAGGACAUGAGCGGGCUGCACAAGUCACACUCCUGCACUUCGCUGGCCGACUCUGCCACGACCGUUUCGGCCAACUCCUUCAACAACUAUCUAACCGUGCAUUCCAUCCCUCAAAAGAGUCCCAGCAGUGCCACCCUGCCCAUCAUCUCCACGACCGACGUUGACCGGGCUAUGACGGAAGCCUCCAACGUUACGAUCCAGAUCGAGGGCCAAACGAGCAACGUGAACGGAAAUGGCUGGACCACGAUGACACCGCAAGAGGUGGCGAUCUGGAUCGACAAACGGUCACGCUUCGUCUUCCCGAUCGCGUUCGUGAUCUUCAACAUAUUCUACUGGACGUUCGUGUACUACGUGUGAGGAGGCCCGGCCAUACAAGUAUGGUUUACAGUCAUUGGGUUGUUUUAGUUGCAAACAACGAUCCGGAGCCUAAUUCGGCCGGAUGCACCGGAAAGUAUUAUACUGCGAGGCAGUGAGGGACGACAGCCUUGUGCUGGCCUUGUAGAGUCGCCUUUUUUGUGUGUUUGUGUGUGUGUAUGUGUGUGUGUUUCUAAGUAAAACACUUUCUUACCGAAGAUUAAACACUUAGCGAUAAUUAUUUAUUUGAACGACGUGCCUAAGACCUACCUACUGUGUGCAUAGUUAUAAACGAAACAAAAAAGUGAAUAAAUCCUGAUAAAACAAGUUGAACUGAGUAA